AGAAGGAGAAGAAGAAGAAAGCACAUAUUUUCAGUGUUAAAAUAUCUUUUUUCUCUGGUUUCGGAUUCGUUGUGAUUUAUAAAAAUGUGACCGGAGCCGUCUGAAACUUCGCCGUCUGGAGGCUUGUAGAGAGCAGAAGCCUAACAGAGAAAUCUAAAUCGCUGUCUCUGCUCUCAUACUUGGUUUUGUUGGUGAAUUUGGCAGCUAGGUUAGCUCUAAGGUUAGCUUCUCUCUGUAUUGUCCCGUUGAGGGUUGACAGAGAUUAUCAACUGUCCAGAAUAAUUUCUCACCUUUCCCUCAGCUUUACGUCUUAACCGUUAGAGAUGGGAAACCUGAGCAGCAGGUUCCAGUCUCCCUCUCAGGGACCAGAGGAAGCAGCAGAGGGCGCGAUCAGCAGCCGAAGACAUGGCUGCGAGUGUAAGAAGAGGAAACGGAAUGCUCAGUGUGACUGCGACAGCGAACAGGAGGAAGAAGACAUACUAGACACACCUCGCAGGAAGAAAUUGAAAAGCACCUCAAAGUACAUUUAUCAAACCUUGUUUCUAAAUGGAGAAAAUAGUGAUAUUCGUAUCUGUGCUCUGGGGCAGGAGUGGAACCUCCAUAAAGUGUACCUUUGUCAGUCUGGAUAUUUCUCUAGCAUGUUCAGUGGCUCUUGGAAGGAGUCCAACAUGAUGGAAAUCAACUUGGAGAUUCCCGACCAGAACAUCGACGCUGAAGCUCUGCAAGUCGUCUUUGGAUCUCUGUACCGGGAUGAUGUUCUGAUCAAGCCCAGCCGGGUCAUCAGCAUUCUCGCUGCUGCGUGCAUGCUACAGCUGGAUGGCUUGAUCCAGCAGUGCGGUGAAACCAUGAAGGAAAACAUCAGCGCCAAGACUGUGUGUGGCUACUAUGCUUGUGCCAGCAUCUACGGCCUGGAUUCAGUCAUGAAGAAGUGCCUUGAAUGGCUUCUGAACAAUUUGAUGACCCAUCAAAAUGUUGAGUUGAUGAAAGAACUUGGGGCUGAUGUGAUGGAGCAUCUCAUUCAGUCCUCAGACCUAUUCGUCAUGCAGGUGGAGAUGGAUGUGUACACUGCUCUGAAGAAGUGGAUGUUUCUGCAGCUGAACGCUUCAUGGGACGGUCCAAUCAAGCAGCUUCUGGCCGAUGCCGACGCUUGGCUUUGCAAACGCAGGACAGACCUGUGUGAAAAGGAGCCGUUCUUAAACACAGAGGACGGCGCGCUGUUUCGCUCCGUCUUCAGGCUCGUCCGUCUCCAGUACAUCAUCAACGAUCUGGCAUCUGCUCGCAUCCUGGAGAGAGACAAUAUUCUGCCCCCUGAGUGGCUGACUGCGAUGUACAAAAACCAGUGGUUUGCUAUGCUCCGGACAGAAUUUGACAACGAUAACGGACCUCAGGAGCCCAACAAAGACGAGUUUGAGCUGAACAGCAUGAGGUGUGGCAGGAAGCUGAGUAAAGAUGGAGAUUACUGCUGGAGGUGGACGGGCUUCAACUUCGGGUUUGACCUAUUAGUCACUUACACAAACCGCUUCAUAGUCUUUAAAAGGAAUACACUCAGUCAGCCAUGUGGGGGCGCUGUGAGUCUACAACCACGGAGACAUCUGGCUUACAGGUUACGUCUCGCCUCCUUUGACAGCCGAGGGAAGCUGGUCUGCAGUCGCUCUACGGGUUACCAGCUCCUCACCCUGGAGAAAGACCAGGAAUACGUGGUGAUGAACCUGGACAGCCGGUUGCUGUCGUUCCCGCUGUAUGUGUGCUGUAACUUCCUGUAUACCUCGCCUCAUUCAGACCACCGUCCAGAUUCCUCGGAGCCAGAAAGCGCCGCUCGCGCUGCGUCUUGAUAGCUUCUAAUGUCCACUA
Molecule: messenger RNA, 1851 nt
Organism: Poeciliopsis prolifica (blackstripe livebearer)
Lineage: Eukaryota; Metazoa; Chordata; Actinopteri; Cyprinodontiformes; Poeciliidae
Gene: gmcl1
Product: germ cell-less, spermatogenesis associated
Exons: 15
Coding region: 324-1832 (502 amino acids)
Biological process (GO): germ cell development
Molecular function (GO): protein binding
Source: RefSeq, a predicted model, not a curated record